AUGUACAUAACAAUAUCACAGCAAAAAAGUUCAGAAGACGUUAACUGUGUAUUGGAUAAACUAAUACAACAAGCUAAUGAUUCUGAGCCCAACUAUAAUGAUGAGAAUCCGUAUCCUUUGGAGUCAUAUUAUCCUGUUUCUAUUGAUACGGAGAACGAGCCAGGUAACGAUUCGAAUAUAUAUUACUUUAAGACUUAUAUGGCUCCUCAAAUAGAAUUUAAAAACGACCCGCAAAGAUCUGAUAAGCCUGUCCAAAUUGCUAAUAAUUUACAAUCACGUAAAUCUGACGAGGCCGACAAGAAAAUGAAAUUACUGGCAAAUUUAAUUACGAAACAUAAAGUUAAUGAUCUUUCAUCAAAACGAUCACCGUAUGGCCGCUUUUUACCAAAAUCAUUGAAGAUGCUACAUAAAUAUCCUGAGAUUAUUGUUAACGAGUUAGGAAAUAAUAAUUAUAGUGAUGCUUUAACUUUAAGCGAUACAGAAUUUAAAAAUAAAACUUCUCUUCAAGAUUUGUUUUUAAAAAAGACGAGUUCGACAGUAAAUAGUGUGGCAGUUUUAAACAGUUCAGUGAAGCCAACACUAAAAAAUGAAUUUCAAAAACCAGAUGCAAAAGAAACAAAAAUUUCUCCACAAGAAAAAAGUGUCCCAGAAAGUAAUGAAGAAUUAAAAAAGCUAAUUCACUUGAUUACGCAAAAUAAAGAAGUUAACAAUAGUCUCUUAAAGGAAAUACGUGAACGUGAUUCUAGAGAACAAAAUAUUUUGCUAGAAAAGAAAAGACUUAGUGAAUACAAACCAAAGGAAGACGAGCCCAAUUAUGAAUCUCGAGCAGCCGCUCCCUACCCUCUUGCAAUACAAUUGUCAAGUAUAAUUGAUGGCUUAGGGCUACCGCAGAAUUCACAACGAAAUGUCGUUUCAACUACUUAUUUACACACUCCAGUCGCUACGUACCACCUGUCACCAAGAGUACCAACGAAGCCAUACCUGCCUCCCGGCGUCCUAAGCUUUUCAAGAAACAAUGCCUUACAACAAGCCCGCCUUAGAAAUGCUUUAGUUAAUCGAGGUAUAUCAAGAUAUUCAUUCGGACGUAAUUUACCUGUGCGUUACGGUUAA
Molecule: messenger RNA, 1110 nt
Organism: Arctia plantaginis
Lineage: Eukaryota; Metazoa; Arthropoda; Insecta; Lepidoptera; Erebidae
Source: the annotation of a GenBank genome assembly